Messenger RNA from Vigna radiata var. radiata (mung bean), 1370 nucleotides. RefSeq names its product transcription factor MYC2-like. Gene Ontology annotation, cellular component: nucleus. NCBI's taxonomy places the organism in Eukaryota, Viridiplantae, Streptophyta, Magnoliopsida, Fabales, Fabaceae. The record is from RefSeq and is a predicted model, not a curated record. The transcript has a single exon. The coding region runs from base 72 to 1286 and encodes 404 amino acids. Gene Ontology annotation, molecular function: transcription cis-regulatory region binding; protein dimerization activity; DNA-binding transcription factor activity. Gene Ontology annotation, biological process: regulation of DNA-templated transcription.
UUCAUCGGAAAGAUUCGAUUUAAUAAGGUAGUAGUAGCAGCAAAGUGUACGAAGAAACUGAGUAAGAGAAAAUGAAAGGGAAGAUAAGAGAAUUUAUAGAUUCGGCAUCCUCAUCGGUGGUCUCAAACACAAACGCGCUUCAGCAGCGCCUCCAGUUCAUUCUGCAGAACUGUCAUGAGAGGUGGGUGUAUGCCAUAUUCUGGCAAGCCACCAAAGACAGCGACUCCCGUCUCACACUGGAAUAUGGGGACGGCUUAUUCAUGGGCGGAAAGGGAAGAGAGGGAACGGAAGUCAGAAUGUCGGAGGAGCAAACGAGAAACCACGUGAACGACAUCGAAUGGUUCUACAGGGUGUCGCAAACUCGAUCGUAUGCCGCUGGGGACGGUGUGGUGGGGUGUGCCUUCGGGUCGGGGGUGGAUGUUUGGUUGAGCGGAGUGAAGCAGUUUGAAGUGAACGAGUGUGACGAGAGAGUGGGGGAAGCAAGGAGGCAUGGGAUCCAGACAUUAGUGUGCGUGUCGGUGGCACGAGGGAUCCUUGAGCUGGGUUCGGAUGAGGUUCUAAAGCUGGAUUAUGGGGUUCUGCAAAUGGUGAAAUCGGUGAUGGAGGAGCGGCAGAGUGGGAGUGAGAAUCCGGUGAGCAAGCAGUGGGUGGUUCCCGGGAAGGAGGAAGAAAGAGAGAGGAGAAGAGAGUUGGAGGGAUCGUCGACGGACUCUUCAGGGCCUUCUGAUCACGAUGCGGAAGGCAACAACAACAAUGUUCCCAUGAUGGGAAGAAGGGCGGGGAGGGUACGUGAGCCGCUUCCCGUAAAUCACGUAGAGGCCGAGAGGCAGCGGCGAGAGAAGCUGAAUCAGAGAUUCUAUGCUCUUCGCUCCGCUGUCCCAAACGUGUCCAAGAUGGACAAGGCCUCCCUGCUUUCGGACGCCGUUGAUUAUAUCAAUGAACUGAAGGUCAAAAUCGGCAGCCUCCAGGCUGCUUUCCAGGCGAAGCAGGAAGCUCCGGCAGAGCAGGUCCAACCCCAACACAUUCCGGCACCCUCCUCUGCAACUACUGACAUGAGAGUGGAAGUUCAGAUCUUGGGGUCCGAGGCCAUGAUAAGGGUCCAGAGCCUGAACGUUAACCACCCCUCUGCUCGGCUCAUGGAUGCUCUCAGGGACGUCAAUUUGCAAGUUCUGCAUGCCACAAUCUCCAACAUCAAAGAGAUGAUGCUGCAAGACGUCGUCGUCAGAGUUCCCCAUGACCUCACCACCCAAGAGGCCCUCCAAACUGCUAUUAUGCACAGACUUUGACAUCUUCGCUCAACCUAUAUAUCAUCAUAAUCCAUUACUCCUUUCUCUCCAGCUGCUUCGCAUUUGGAAACUCAUUCUCACAUU